Molecule: messenger RNA, 6490 nt
Organism: Hyposmocoma kahamanoa
Lineage: Eukaryota; Metazoa; Arthropoda; Insecta; Lepidoptera; Cosmopterigidae
Product: folliculin-interacting protein 1
Exons: 13
Coding region: 145-3300 (1051 amino acids)
Cellular component (GO): cytoplasm
Molecular function (GO): ATPase inhibitor activity; protein-folding chaperone binding
Source: RefSeq, a predicted model, not a curated record
CGUCAUUGUCUUCCGGUCGUGAUGUGCAUUUAGAGUGAUAAUUUUGCAUUUGUUGGUCAGUGAGUGUAUGUGAAGUUAAGGACGAUCCUGCCCAUAUUGUUGCCCAACAGCUGUGACAAUAUUUUCAAACGAGCAUGAAAUAAAAUGAAAUUUAGGUCCUAUCAGAUAACGCCGGAGCAAGUGAGGCUGCUUCUGUUCAAAGAGUGCGACUGGCGUGGCAGGAAACUUUUAUUUGAUUCAUCCACGAUUGACAAAGUACCCGCUAGCAAGAAUGACAAGGCCAUCAGACAGCCUGACGAUGCACCCUGCAUCGUGGAGGUUGCAAAUGGAUACUCUUAUGUGUAUAAGGGACCAGCAACAGAUGCGAGCGUACUCGGUGAGAUGAUAUUUGGAGCUGUGGCCAUGAACUACAAGGGCGUCUCACUGAAAAUUCACAUUAUGGAAGAACCUAGAAGGUUAAUGUGUGCGAAAGUGUUCUGUGUACCAACUUCGCAUCGAAUAAGUCGCGUGGAUAGAAAAAUAAGUGAAGUAAACAGUACAGAAGACAUACGACGUUAUUCGACGCCUUUAAACGUGCCUGCGUUAAGAGAGGAGGGUGUAGAACUGAGUUUUACACUCGAUCGAGGAGAUUCAGGUUUCUGUGGCGACCAAUCAUCGUACGGCAGCGUGGGGUCUAUGUGCGAUUACUUCUCCAUGUUUGAUAUCUGGGAUAGAAACAAUAAUCAAGAAGACUUCUGUUUUCAUUCACCACCGGGACGCAAACUGAGCACAUCAAGCAACGGUAGUUGGCAGCGACGAACUUUUCAGAACAUGGCGACAAAGUUCGAGCUGGGCCGUCAGAGUUCGAACCUACUCAGCGUCCCUACUGCCAGCAGCAAUGUUACUAGUAACGAUUCACAAGUAUUUUCAAGCAGUUCGGCAAGCGGUACUAGUGAUAGUCUGACAAGCUCCGUGUUCAACGUUCCACAGAAAAAGAAUAAGUUAGGGCUGGCCCUUCUCAUCACUGUUAGCGAUUCUUCAGAGAUGGAUGAAGUUAGAAGAUGCGUAGAACACUCCCCGCAGCUGCAAGCUUUAGUCUGCAGGUUGCGAUUGGCUACUCUAGCGGCUGGUGCAGGAAACACUUUUGUGUCUACGCUACAACACGCUACUGUGGACGCCGCCAGAUGGUUAUCAGACCUGCUGUAUGGGCCGCGAGUACCGUCGACGUGGUUACUCCUUUCGAGGAGCGACGGUCGCCGAGCCACACGCCAAGCAGACGCGUUGCUGGCUGACCUCUGCUCCGUGCUUUCUGUGGCAGACACCAAGCAUACAAACUUUUUCAUCAGCACACUUCUAACUCACGUCCUAACGUAUCACCUUGGCUGGGUCACCACAGUCAGUCCUUACGAUACUCCGAUUCCGCAGAAACAUGGUCCAGACUAUCCCAGUGCCUCUAAAAGAACUUACAACGCACUUUGGGCUCAGCUUAGCGAUCUCUGUGGCAGCAUCGGCUUCCCACCUCGAGCAGCCAGGACCAUCAUCAGCGGCACAACGAACGCGCAAUUUGUCAAUAGACUACUUGUUGUUCUCACAUACUUCAUGCGCUCCGGUGACAUCAGAAAAAGUAACUUUGAAUUUCGAGACUGUGUGGUCAAAGAAACUAAAGUUAUCAGUGUAAACACACCCGAAAUGUCAGGUCUGAGAAGAGUUACCACAGUGAAUACAUUCAGAGAUGGGAUUCAUGGGAAAACUUUGAACGUGCCGUCGGUGAAUACUCUAGUUAGUGAUAGUAGUAGUAGUCCAACGUACUCAACGUUGGUUGCGAGCGACACUUGCAGCAAGCGCUCCGCGACUCUCGCCAGUCUCGGACAAAAGCUCUCUACUGGGUCAAACAUCGCUGUCAGCUCUAAACCCAUGACCAGCCAACUUAAAAGAAAUCCCACGAUGAUGCUCUCGCCACAAGGUUCCUCGGGUUCUAGUCUCGAUUCAUCGGCGUCUGAGGAACCAGAGCCGGAGCAAAAAGUUGUCUUCGUCCUCGGCGAUGACGAGAAGUUAAUCGGCCUGAAGAACAAGUCCAAUGGUGGAAAAAGCGUGAAACGGUCUUCCAAGGUGCACAAUGAGCCCGUGAACCUGGAGGGAGACAAACAGAAGACUGACGAUGUCUGUUCCAAAGAAAACUGUGAUCAAAAGUCGAAGAACUCUGGUAGUCCUUCGAAGUGCUGCGGGCAAACACUUCAACAUUCCAAAUUAAUAAAACAUUCCGGUUUUAAGUUCGAGUUCGAUAAGUAUCCUCAGAUAGUCACUAAUUAUAUGAAAAGUAAAAACUUAGAGAUUCUAGAUAGACAUUAUAUCGGUAAGCCGGGUAAUUUGAAGCUGGAUAACUACCAGUUCGAUCCGAUGGUAGUGCCGCCGAUACCGGAGGAGAAGUGUGAGAUUUGUUACAAGUGCCAGCAAAUGGAGUCUAUGUUGCAAACGCCUACCAAUGCCUCUGAGAUGGAAUACAUGAAUGACAUGCCGCGUCAAUCCGAGCCGCAGUUCGCUAAAGUGUCGAUUGUUAACGAGCGAGAUGAGAAUCGUGAGAUUUCGCCGAAAACGUUUGUGCGGAAAAGAAAGGAGAACACAAUAGUAGUGAACAUCAAGAAGCAAGAGGAAUCGAAACCACUGUCGAGUGGUUCGCCGGAGAUGAGUAGGCUCGAAAUACGGAGGGCGGAAAGAGCGAAAGAGAGGGAACGCGAAUUGCAAGUGAGACAGGUGCUGGAGUUCCCGAUGCCAAACAUACGCUCCGCGCCGGAGAGAGACAAAAUCCAGACGGGGUUCGACGCCACGCUGCUGGGUGGCGUCACCGAUCACUAUGUACCUGAUCUAAUUUUACAAGGAACAAUAGCAAGUCCUCAAUCAUGGGAGACGGAGCUUAAGCGUGACCUGGAUCUAACGUCGUACCUGAACAAAACAUUAGAAUCGCCGGUCCAAGCCGUCGCCAUUAUAGGAGAUACUAGCACUUGGGAGGUCCGUGUGGUAGGCCGCGAUUGCGGCACGAGCGGGAUGUCUUCUCUUGUUGGAACCAUGUUGGAUGCACUGCCGGCCAUGUGGAAAGCCAAGGUUCCCGCGCAUCAGUGUCUACUAUUCUUAGAAAGUAAGCUUCGUGAAUUCUGCGUACUUUCCAAAACUUUAGCCGACAUGUUGAUGUCCACCGACCUAUGUGACAUCGCGACUUUGACAAAAUCCCUCAAUAUUGGUGUCAACGACGUGCCCUUGUUGCUAGCUGUAGCUACAACGCAUACACCGCAAGUAGCUCAUAGAUACGGCAUUAGUUAUAGAUAGAUUUUGUUGGAAAAAAUUUCGGCUUAUUUACAAGACGGUACAGUAUUUUCUAGAGUCCUAACUUCGUAAUCAUUCGAGUUGUGCGGAUUUGCAUUGCUAACCUAUUUCAUUACAAUGUAUUAUUUACAGGGUUAGAAAUUAUAAAUAUAUAUUUUUUGAUAAUUUUCAAGGUAAUUAUCUGACAAUAAUAAUCCGAUAAUAAUCCAUGGUGAUUCCUAGUUUUGUCACAUUAAAUGACAAACUAAUUAAACACGAAGAAAAAUCUUUGGGAGAACGAUUUGUUUUGUAACUAUUUUUGAGAUUGACAUUUGACACGUUUGGAUACGUCUCGGAUACAAACACAUAGCACAACAUUGCUAGCGGUACUAUUUUUGUUGCUCCAAUCAAUUUUAUAAAUAUCAAGUUAUAUUUAUCAAAGUUAUUGUCGUGAAUCAUUAUUUCACAUUUUUCUCCUUAAUCAGUUUGUCACUACAAUUAAAAAUUUACUUAACCACUUGUCUGAAGUAAUGUAAUAUAAAUAAGGUGUCAAUUCGGUUUGCAGUGUUUGAAAUAUGUUGGCAAAUGCAAUCAUCGAACUCGAAGAGUUCCGAAACUUCGACUUCAGAAAAUUAUAUGACGCUUUAUGAUAAUACAUAUGUAUAUAGGGAGGUAGCUAUACUACACAAAACGACAUAACGUCGCCUUACUUUCUCAAAAUCGUAUCUUAAAGCACAAGUUACUGAAAUGCAAAAAAUGGAUUGUAUAUACAAACUUUUCUACAGUUACAGAAGGAGCUGAUUUCACAUCACAUUUCCUUUAUAUUCACUCACUGGCUUUUACCUAUUCUUAAAGUAAUGCAUCAAUAUAAAGUUUUGCCUUCACCUGAAUAAUCACUCAUUAUAAGAUAUGAAUUUGAGAAAGACAAGACAAGUUCACCGCUGUUUAUUGUCAAAAUGUGUACCAUCAUGCACCAUAUCGACACUUUUUAUAUGUUUUCAUUAUUUCAUAUGUUCGUGAGAAAUAUUUCGACACAUCCGAAGAACAUAGUCCGAUGUGAUUAUAUAGCGAAAAGAAAGUAAGUACGUUACGAGAAUAAUUUCGUUAUUCAGACAAGGCCUAUUGUAAAGGUGUUUUGAGGAUUUAUAUAUCUUAUUUCGUUUCGGAAAUAUAAAAUCAUACAAGUCGAUCUGACAACUACAGCGAAGAAGAACGACCGAAAUGUACUAUGUCGAGAGAACAAGUAGUCUUGCACAUAGGUCUUUGUUCUACGGAUGAGACGAUUUCUUAAAAUAGAAUUUUUAAGCGGUGAAUUUUUAUGCUUGUAAUUUAUGCCCCAUAAUUUACACUCUAAAAAUAGAAUUGUAAUUGGAUUACCUAGUUCCAAAACUGUAUUAAUGAUUCUGAGUACUUUACCAAUAAGUUUAUAUAAAAGUCAGUGAGUCUGUCUUUCCAAAGCUGUAUUCAAAUAAUUGGAAAAGAGUUAAGGCGAGACAUUGCUCUGUGAUUUUGUUGUUUAGCUUGAGAUUAUUCUGGUUUGUGAUGUGUAUCUUAUCGAGUCAAGGGAUUGGUGCAAACUAAUAAACAUAUAGUAAAGAUCGACCAAAAAAUUCGGCCUUUACUCGGCACCAAGUCCGAGGCCAAGUUUAACUUAUUGAUGUAGUAAUUUUUUCUAAACCGGUUUAGGUUUAGUUUUCUGAGUGGUCCAAUCAGCGUUAAAGUGUUAAGCAUUAAAAAUGUGUUUAUUUCUUAAAAUUCAACCUCAUAUCAAUUGUUUGUAAAUAAAUUUUAGUUGCAACAAAAAGUACACUGUCUUUAAAGUGCUCAUUGUAAAAAUAUUUCAAGAACCAACACAAACACGUGAAACGUUUUAAUUACGAUUUAAAAUUUUUUGGUCCAUAUUUACUAAGUAAUAUGUAGUUGUAAGAAGCGACAAAAAAUAUUGAUAUCGGAUUGUUACUGAUUUUGUUGUGUGUUGUACGUAGUUAACUAGCAUUAGGCCCCUGACACAACGAAGGCUGCGAUGCGGGCUUCAUUCAUAGAUAAUAAUAUUGUGAACGUGUUAAACGAUUCCGUACAAACUGCAAGAAUUUGUUUACGCUCCAACGCCAUCAGCUUCCAUACAUUCAUCGUAGGGAGCGGUAACAUGUUCAAAAUCAAAAUGCUUUCAGCUACAUGAGGCCAGCCUCGUUAAAAUAUGUUUUUGUCUUUUUUAAUUUAGGUAAAGCGUAAAAAAAUAUAACAAGAUAAUAAUACCUACUUUUGCACAUAUUUUACGAGCUUUUUGUAAAAUACUAACUACCUCGCAGGACUAUAUUACUAAUAUCUAAACAACAACUUUUGUUCCGCGACCAAACCAAAUACCAAGACAAAACGUAAUAAAUUUACCAAAUAUAAACUUGUUAAGUUUUUGUUGCAGUUUGUCACUUUUUAGAUCUGUAUUUGGUAGUAAGUUGUUCAGGGAGUCGAUCGAGUAAUAAUUUUGAUUAUGGGUGCUUUCUUUUGUUACCGCACAUGUUUAUAUGUGAUAACCCUCACGGUUUAGAGCGAUCUAUUUAAAUAUUAUUAAAGAACGAACGAAAGUAAAAUUUGAAGACUUAUUAAGUCAUUGAACAAAAGUUGUUGUUUAUAAUGUUAAUAAUGUUACUCUGCGAGGUUGUUAAUGUUUUACAAAUACCCUGUAUGUGUAAUCCUGGCUCUCCAGUUAGAUUUGGGCUUAUUGGAUUGAAUAUUCUUGUCCUAAUUUCUUCUGACGUUUCGAACAUGAUGGUAAAUGUUAUCACUAUCGCAUCCAUUACAAAGUAACAAAGAAAUUUAUUUUAAAUAAUGUAAAACACGCAACAAAAUCGGCCUUAUUAUAUUGUUAUUUUUUUCUAUUCUCUUUCUUUUAUAUUUGUAACGAUCAAACUUUUUCAUAGAUGCCAGUUGUAUUACAUUUUUUGCUGAUAAAGCAUGGCAGAUUUAUAAAUGCAUACCUAGUAUGAAUUAUUGUUAUAAGUUUUUUACAUUAUAAUCUAAAUUAUAUUAACAGAUGUAGUUCUCUAGCGAUUGCAACACAUUGGAAAUGUCACUAUUUUUUCGGUUCUAAAAACCGAAUUUGGUUUUUUCAAACAAACCAACCAUUCAAGCUCUUUGUGGAGCCCAUGGUCACGGUUCACUGAGAUGGUAAAGUCAUCAAUUAUGUUAUGUGUAAUGUAAUGUGUAAUAUGUGUAA